Messenger RNA from Trematosphaeria pertusa, 1149 nucleotides. RefSeq lists its product as uncharacterized. Bases 1 to 1149 code for a protein of 382 amino acids. The transcript has 3 exons. NCBI's taxonomy places the organism in Eukaryota, Fungi, Ascomycota, Dothideomycetes, Pleosporales, Trematosphaeriaceae. The record is from RefSeq and is a predicted model, not a curated record.
AUGAGAGACCGCGAGAGAGAGCUGGCUGACUCAGUCGAGCGCCGCCGCCGGAGCGAAGCAGAGCCUCUUGCAGGGCUCUUCAACCUCACGCGGGAGAUGGAGGGGCCCGAGGAGGAGCAGUUCGACGUGGACCUGACCAUCAUGGACUUCCUCGCCUACAAGGCCAUCGACCUGGUCUUCGAGUGGAGAUCAAGCUCCAACCCAUACGAAUCCGACCUCCCCGGCGCUCUAGUUACCAUGACUGCGGAGUGGAGAACCUUCCUCAAACACAGACACGGCGGUCGCCGUCUCAACACGCAAGCCGCAUUCCGCUCGCGACUACUGCAGUUUGUUCUGCUCUUCAGUCACCGGCUGAACCACGACAAAACCUGGACCACUGAAGAGUCGUUAAACGAGAUCCGUGCGCUGAAUAAGAAACGCGGCUCUUAUUGGCAGCAGUAUACCGCACACGCCCCUGCGCUCCGCCAGCCGUUUGACACAUUGAGCGAAUUCCCUCUCUCGGAUGGCGCACUUGCCGAGAACCGGCACGAGCUUGCGUGCGCUCUAGGCAUGCCCCAAGACAAGCGCAGGUGGGUUACCGACGUGGAAGGCACUCCGUCGCUGCACUGUCUGCUACCCCUCUUCGUCGAACUCACUGCUGCGAGGGUCGACCUGGGCGACUGGGUGCCCACGGAAGGAUGGCUGGACCUAGUGGGGCAGUUCAUGCUUCAGGCCGUGCUAGAGGAGUAUCUCCGCAACGGUGCCUAUGGCGAGGAGUACUUCAACACAAUAUUUGCUUUCGGUUGUCCUGGCACCGAUCGACGGCCCGACGACGGCGCAGAUAUCCAAUCGAUGCGCACCCUCUUUUGCGUCGAGGGCAGCCCGCGCGAGCAGAUCCACGGCUGGUCAAGAACAAAGCGACGGUACAUCGACGAGCUUCUCCCGCAUGAAGGGUCGCCCACUUCCUUCCUCCAGGCAAUGGAACGUGCCCAGCGGCGCUUCUCGUAUACAGAUUUCGAGGACAGCAUGCUUUCAUUCCUGAAGUAUCUCCAUGACGGCCUUGUCAAGCCCGAUCUUGUUCAGGUCGAAGAGGGACGUAUCACUAUUCACGGCAAUGAACUUCCCGAGGCCGAUUCAAGAGAGAUGAUUCGGCGAAUGGGCCUGCAGUAG